Messenger RNA from Cornus florida, 884 nucleotides. RefSeq lists its product as uncharacterized. The transcript has a single exon. Gene Ontology annotation, molecular function: protein binding. The coding region runs from base 5 to 712 and encodes 235 amino acids. Lineage: Eukaryota; Viridiplantae; Streptophyta; Magnoliopsida; Cornales; Cornaceae. The record is from RefSeq and is a predicted model, not a curated record.
AGCCAUGGACUGGUACUCCUGGCUGUCAAGAAGCAGCCUGGAGCCGUCCCUGGUCUACGAGUACGGUCUAGCCUUCGCUCGCAAUGAGCUGGAAAAGGAGGACUUAAGUCACUUCAAUCAUGAGUUUCUGCAGAGUAUGGGCAUCUCAGUGGCCAAACACAGACUAGAAAUCAUCAAGCUUGCUAGGAAGGAGGUUGGUGGAAGCAGAAGUAGCAUUUGGAAAUUCAUAACCGCAAUCAGCAAAACCAAGAAGUGCUUUACUGGGACCAUCAGCAGAAAGGUUUUCAACAAGGACUCCACUCGAAUCACAGUGCAAGAGCUGACGCCGUAUAGAACGCAAUGGUCCGGAGCAUUGAGGAAGCAAAAUAGCGCCAAAGAUUGCAAGCAAGAGAAGGUGACGGCGACAAAUACAAGGGCAAUGAGGUCUGGACCACUGGACAGGAGGGUGCAAGAGAAGUUGAUGGUCACAACAAGUAGGAGUUUUAGUAGUGUUUCAGGUCCUCUGGAUGGCAAGAAGGAUGAGAAUAAUAAUAAUGUUGUGUUUACAUAUAGGAGGAGCCCAAACAAAUCUGGGCCUUUGGAUGGAUAUGGAAGGGCUUUGAGCCCAAAGGUUAAUCAUCAUCAUUAUGGCAACGAUAAUUUGCAUGCUAAUAGUGAUGGAGUAGUUCCUUCACUAUGGUCCUUAAUGUUUCAAGACUUGAAACCCACUUGAAGAAUGUGCUCUUUUUUGUGUUCUGUUUUUUUUUUCUCAUGUUUGGUACGUGUAUAUGUGCUGACUGCUGAAUAAGAUUUGUUUUUCUUCUAUGUAAUGUAAUGUAUCAUAUAUAUAUGAGAGUGUUACUUGAUAUGAGAGUGAUCAAAUGAUGAAAUCAAUAACAACAGGG